This is a messenger RNA of Meriones unguiculatus (Mongolian gerbil), 3327 nucleotides long. RefSeq names its product lin-28 homolog A (gene Lin28a). Bases 1 to 642 code for a protein of 213 amino acids. Gene Ontology annotation, molecular function: zinc ion binding; nucleic acid binding. NCBI's taxonomy places the organism in Eukaryota, Metazoa, Chordata, Mammalia, Rodentia, Muridae. The record is from RefSeq and is a predicted model, not a curated record. The transcript has 4 exons.
AUGGGCUCGGUGUCCAACCAGCAGUUUGCAGCCCUGUCUCCAGGUGGCUGCGCCAAGGCCGCGGAGAAGGCGCCCGAGGAGGCGCCGGCUGACGCGGCGCGGGCGGCGGACGAGCCGCAGCUGCUGCACGGGGCCGGCAUCUGUAAGUGGUUCAACGUGCGCAUGGGGUUCGGCUUCCUGUCCAUGACCGCCCGCGCCGGGGUCGCGCUCGACCCCCCGGUGGACGUCUUUGUGCACCAGAGUAAGCUGCACAUGGAAGGUUUCCGGAGCCUCAAGGAGGGUGAGGCAGUGGAGUUCACCUUUAAGAAGUCUGCCAAGGGUCUGGAAUCCAUCCGCGUCACUGGCCCUGGUGGCGUGUUCUGUAUUGGGAGUGAACGACGGCCGAAGGGGAAGAACACGCAGAAACGAAGAUCCAAAGGAGACAGGUGCUACAACUGCGGUGGUCUAGACCAUCAUGCCAAGGAAUGCAAGCUGCCACCCCAGCCCAAGAAGUGCCACUUCUGCCAAAGCAUCAACCACAUGGUGGCCUCAUGCCCACUAAAGGCCCAGCAGGUCCCCAGUUCUCAGGGAAAGCCUGCCUACUUCCGGGAGGAAGAGGAAGAGAUCCACAGCCCCGCCCUGCUCCCAGAAGCCCAGAACUGAGGCACGGGAGUGGCAGCUAUUCUUUUGCUAUGGGGGAGUUUCAAUCGGCAGAGUGGAGAAAGUGGGGAUUGGGGUGGGCUGCGGGGAGCUUGCACUGUGUGUGUCUCAGGCCGGGGUUCCCGGUAUCACCCUGUCUUUCCUUGGAGUGGUGGAGGGGGGAAAGGGUGAGGCAACGGAACUCCUACUAAGCUCUAUCUAAACGCAAGUGAAGGCUUUUUCGGGGAGCCACCUUAGAACCUACAUCCUUUUUCUGAGGCUGUAACAUGCUUUUAGAAGUGGCUGGGGUAGGGAGGUUCUUUUGUAUGAGUCUGUAUGAUAUUUCCCUUGCCAGACAGGGUGUGAAACAAGUGUAAAACCAAGAUUAAUGAACCUACCCCCCCAAGCUAGUAUGUUCUGUGGGAGGAACUCUCAGGAGCAAGGCAAGGUUUUUUUCUGUUUGUUUUUGUUUUAUUUUGUUUUUUUGUUUUCCACAUCUUGCUUACUCAUAACCCAGUCCCGGGAUGCGGUGCUGCGAAUGGUCUCUAGCAAUGGGUUGUGAUGACAGGCAGAGGGUGGUUGGGGGACAACUGAGACCUGCUGGUCCUACCUCACUCCCAGCCCUUUCUGGGCCAAUGGGAUUUUAAUUUAUUUGCUCCUUUGGGUGACUGCACCUUGGGUCCCGCUUUCUCCAGGAUGCCAACUGCACUAUCCGUGUGCGAAUGACGUAUCUUGUGCAUUUUUUUUCUUAAUAUAAAUAUUCGGUUUGUAUUUUUGUAUAUUUUAAUCUAAGGCCCUCAUUCCUGCACUGUGUUCUCAGGUACAUGAGCAAAUCUCAGGGAUAAGUCCGUAGCAGCUCCAGGUCUGCACAGCAGGAAUACUUUUUGUUUUGAUCACCAUGGAGACCAACCAUUUGGAGUGCACAGCCUAUUGAACUACCUCAUUUUUGCCGAUUACAGCUGGCAUUUCUGCCAUGGAAUCCUUAAAAACCUCUGUCCACCUUGAGGAAUGUCUCACAGGUUUUAAUUGAGCUGCCCUAUGACUUGAUCUGGUUUUGGUAAAAGAUAGGAAAUCAGUCUAAACAGAAAAAGGUGGUACAGAGACAUCAAAAGGCUGGACCAGGUGAAGGGCACAAGAGUAAUUUUCCACACCAAACCCAUCCUUUGCCAGACUAGUCUAAGCCUGCCAUGCACAGAGGGUAUGAGCGUGUGUGUGUGUGUGUGUGUUUGUGUGUUGAGUUUUUUUUAAUGCAAAUUUAUGAGGAUGGGGUUUUUGUUUGUUUGAUUGCUUUUAGAUACUGGGGAUUGAACCUUGGGCCUCAUUUGUGUUAGGAAGUGUUCUGCCACUGAGUUAUCCUGGUGGGGAUGCAAUUUAAGAUCUAUAGAUGCCCUUAUUCCCACCCUGUGCUCUCCAGGUAUGGGUAUGUGAAAGAAGGAUUCAGAUCCUAAGCCAGUCACAAUCCUGGCUUCCAGAGAGACAAGCGUGGGCCUCUGUGGCAAGUGUCCUGCCCUGCUUCAGUGUAAUGGUUGAUAGCUAAAGAAAAAAAAGGGGGGGGUCGUUUACAUGCUGUGAGAUCACCACAAACCUACCUCACUGUGUUGAAACGGGACAAAUGCAAUAGAACACAAUGGGUGGUGUGUGUGUGUGUGUCUGAUCCUGUUUCUCGUUUCCCACAAAUGCUGCCCCCAACCCCUAGUUAAUGUAUUGUCUGGCCCUUGUAGGACUUCACUGUUUCUGAGUUGGUGAUUGCUAGGUGGCCUAGUUGUGUAAAUAUAAUGUGUUGGUCUUCAUGUUUUUUUUUGGGGGGGGUUAUUGUUUACAAAACUUUUUGUAUUGAGAGAAAAAUAGCCAAAGCAUCUUUGACAGAAAGUUCUGCACCAGACAACACCAAAUGUGGGGCCCUAUUCCUCUCCAACUGAGCCUCUGCGACCAUGGUUUCCCCUUCUGUUCUCCUCAUCCCCUUUCCCAUUCCGGACCACAUUCUCUGACCUUAAAACAGCUCCUCUUCGCUCUCAAUGUAAGAAAACCUACACUCAUUUACUUGGAGCAUCUCUACAACUCUUGAAUGACCCCAUGUAAAAAUUCUGAAGAAACCAUGAACCUCAUUCAGCUCUUGUUCCCAAACUCAGUCAAGGGUUUUGCUUGGUUGUUUGAGACAGGGUCUUACUCUGUAUUCGGGGAUAGCCAGAUUCUUGGCUAUCCUCCUGCCUUAGCCUCCUCAGUACAGGGAUUGCAGGUGAGUGAGACACUUAGCCCUGGCAAGACCAUUUCUUGGUGUGCUUUGCCUUUGGAUGCUUCAAACCAACUUAAUCGGUAAUCCUUAGGUAGAUCGAAGCAAUUGUGGGGCCUUCUAUAUAGAAAGUGGAACCUGAAGACCAGAAAAGGGAAUAUGAAUGUAUAGUCAGGUCACUCAGGAACUUAACGCCGGUGCAAGAAACUUAUGUCAAAGUGGCCACAAGAUUGUUACUAGGAGACGGACGAAUGUAACUCCAUGUUUACUGCUAGAAACCAAAGCUUUGUGAGAAAUCUUGAAUUUAUGGGGAGGGGGGAGGUAGGGUGGGAAAGUGUGUUUUUAUCUGUCCUUUCCCUGAUCCCUUCUCUUUCCUGAACUGCAGGAGACUAAGCCCCCUUGGGCUUUGGUGACCCCACCACUGGGGUGUUUAUUUCAUGGUGGAUUUUAUUGUACCUGGGUACUAAUAUUCCUAUCAU